Messenger RNA from Caenorhabditis remanei, 1341 nucleotides. RefSeq lists its product as uncharacterized. Bases 1 to 1341 code for a protein of 446 amino acids. Lineage: Eukaryota; Metazoa; Nematoda; Chromadorea; Rhabditida; Rhabditidae. Gene Ontology annotation, biological process: lipid metabolic process. The record is from RefSeq and is a predicted model, not a curated record. The transcript is spliced from 10 exons.
AUGCCAGCUUCUCCCGCAGCAUACCUUCUACUUCAUUUAUUUCUUAGACUUACAGCUAAAACUUGUUAUGAGUGCUUGAUUGAUGGGGGACAAUUCUGUCUAGAGAAUAACAAAUGUAUUGGGAAUUCAACAGAAAUUAAAUGUGAAAAGAGCGUUGAUCUCUCCAUUAACUGUCCUUCUGUACCGGCACUACAGUAUGCCUACGACGAUGAGUUCGUCAGGUAUACGGUUCUUCCAGUUAUUGCUGCGGCUAGGAGACCCGAUCCACAAGUUUGUUUGGAUAACCAACUGCCAACAAUGAAAGCUUUCAAACGCCGAGAAGCAAACUGUUCAUCAUUGUUUUCAGAUGUAAAAUGUGCUGGAUACACUGGUUAUGAUGAAACUCGAAAAUUGAUUGUAUUAUCGAUUCGUGGAUCUCAUGGAGUUCAUCAGUAUUAUGAUUUAUGGAAAAUCGGGAAUCAAAAUGGUACGAUACCAUUUUUCGAUGUCGGACGGGUUACAAAAGUGUUUCAUGAUAAUUUCGAGUCACUUUGGUUCGGCGGGCUCGGAGAGGAUCUUCAUCAUUUAAUUAAGACUUAUCCGGACUUUGAGAUUUGGAUAACCGGAUACUCCAUGGGAGCAUCACUUGCGCUUAUCACAUCUGCCUAUAUUGCUUUAACUGGAAUGAGUCAUCCACACAAUAUGAAAGUUAUUCUACUCGGAUGUCCAAGAUGCACAGAUUAUCAGUUUGCUAUGUGGCAUAGUAUGAAUUUUCCCUACUCAUACCACAUCAUUCAUGCACACGACUAUGCGCCACGAGUCCCAUUCUUUGAUAAUAUUGAUAACAUUUCACUUUAUCAUCCACGGACUGAAGUUUGGUAUAAUAAUGAAAUGAAAGAGGGUGACGGUUACAUCAUUUGCGAGCAGGCCGACCAACCAUUCUGCAGCAGUCAAAUACAAAACCUCUCAACUCCGGAUCACAUGCACUAUUUCAAUAUGGACAUUACAAGAUGGGCAGAUCACGGGUGUCCCAAGAAUAGAGAGGAUUUCAAACCAAUUUUUGGAACUCAUCAACGAAUUAUUUUUGAAGAAGAGAAAGAUUCUGGAGGUCCACCCAUAAAAGUCAUAGCGUUUGGACUAAUUGGUGGAAGAGAUGCAGAUGUUGAAAGAAAAGAUUCAGCAACUGGUGGUGCUGGUUGUCCACGACGAUCGUACGGAUGUCUCGGAGCAUCCUUGUCAAUACGACGUGCCUUCAGAAGUGCAAUCUCGUCCAAAUACUUCACGGCGUCUGGAUUAGAAGCAAGAGACAUACGAGUACGCACCGGACUCUUUCCUUCGUCAGCCGGAAUGUCGAAUGACUGA